Filobasidium floriforme is the source of this 1773-nucleotide messenger RNA. RefSeq names its product actin family. The record is from RefSeq and is a predicted model, not a curated record. Bases 130 to 1755 code for a protein of 541 amino acids. Lineage: Eukaryota; Fungi; Basidiomycota; Tremellomycetes; Filobasidiales; Filobasidiaceae. Gene Ontology annotation, molecular function: nucleosome binding. The transcript is spliced from 9 exons. Gene Ontology annotation, cellular component: Swr1 complex.
CUUCCACAACCUCAACCUCUUCCACAUUCCCCAUGCCUUUCUCUUUUCCUUUCUUGACAACACCACCAAAAAAUCUAGGUUAUCCGUUGUUCCGAAGACGAAUCAAUACUGUUUACUCGGUCUGUCAAGAUGACGGACCCGACGAGCAUCUUCAUCAUCGAUAACGGAGCCUAUACCAUCAAGGCAAACUAUUCGCCCUAUAACGACCCUUAUGGCCUGUACACUGCUCAACUCGAAGCCGAAGCCGGGCCGUCCGGCGGUAGACCGAAGAAGAAAUCUAGCAAAAAAGCUAAGCGGGGAAAGAAGAGCAACAAUCUCAAGGUCAAGGAAGAUGAUGCCGGCGAGAAUAGCAUGCAAGUGGACGAAGUUCAACCGGUGGACCCGUACGAACCGAGGGUGUUCCAGAACUGUCUAGUCAAGACUCGGGAUAAGAAAGUCUAUUAUGGCGCGGAUAUCGAGGAUUUGCAGGAUCAUGGCGGGUUGGUUUAUCGCCGGCCGUUCGAGAAGGGCCUACUGACCUCCUGGAACCCCGAAAACCUGAUCUUCAACGACAUCUUCACCCGUUUCCCCAACUUUGACGCGACGACGACCUCGCUGCUAGUCACCGAACCUUACCUGAACCCGCCGGCCUUGGGGGAGAAUUACGAUCAGAUGAUCUUCGAAGAAUGGGAGUUUGCGAGUUAUGCCAGGAGUUGCGCGGCCGCACUCGUCCCUUACGGCGGUCUCUUCGAGAUUCCCGGAUCGCCCAACGCGCCUUGCUCGAUCUUGGUCGAUGUGGGGUAUUCUUAUUCGCACGUCACGCCUGUUGUUGAUGGCAAGGUCGUCUGGAGCGGGAUUCGAAGGAUCGACGUCGGCGGUAAACUGCUGACCAACCAGUUGAAGAGGUUGUUGUCUUUCCGGCAAUGGGACCUCAUGGCCGAGACGCAUAUCGUCAACCGGAUCAGGGAAGAGUGUUGUUACGUCACGAACGAUUGGAAGAAGGAUCUCGAGCGGGCUAGACUCCCAACGAAACAGAACCCGAUCGUCCAGGAAUAUUGCCUCCCAGACUUUACCCCAUCCAACCCGAGAGGCUACAUCAAGUCGGGUCCUAAUGCUGUGCCACCGCCAGAACAAGCCGAAGGUACAGCCGCGACAGGUGAAGAGCAUGUGGUCAACAUGAGCAACGAGAGAUUUUCCGUUCCCGAGGUUCUGUUCAAUCCCGGCGACAUCGGUUUGCAACAAGCCGGCCUGGUCGAGACGGUGGCUCAAGUAAUCGAGAGCAUGCCUGAAGACAUCCAAGGGAUGUUGUGGGCCAACAUCGGGCUGUUCGGAGGACUGGCCAGCACGGAAGGGUUUGGCGAACGAUUGGAAAAUGAUCUCAGGGCUGUCUGUCCGGCAGAGUACGAGCUUGGGAUCUUCGAGGCGGAAGACCCCACCAAACCAGUCUUUUACGGAGCCCAGGCCCUGACCCUCCGUCCAGACUACCUAUCCACCUUCCCGAUCACUCGUCAAGAAUACAUGGAAAACGGUAGCGAGCGCUGUCGCCGUCGUUUCAUCUCGACCGGUUUGAUCCCCGAUAUCGGCAACGAGAACGUCGUCCUCCGUCGGACGCACGCCGAGGGGCACAAUAACGAGGAAGAAGCUAGGGCGAGGAGUAAACGGAUGGGUGGGGGCCACAAGGGGAAGAAGAGGAGGUUGUUCGGCGCGGCGGAUUCUGAUGACGCGUUGAGUGGGGAAGAGGAGGUGGAUGUGCGGAUCCCCGCAUUCAAGACGUAGGCGCCGGUAGUCUCCACA